Messenger RNA from Polypterus senegalus (gray bichir), 4074 nucleotides. RefSeq names its product pikachurin. Gene Ontology annotation, molecular function: calcium ion binding; protein binding. The coding region runs from base 313 to 3477 and encodes 1054 amino acids. Lineage: Eukaryota; Metazoa; Chordata; Cladistia; Polypteriformes; Polypteridae. The transcript is spliced from 25 exons. The record is from RefSeq and is a predicted model, not a curated record.
CUGAUCAGAUGCUUAGUCUCUAUUAGCCGACCAAACGCACACACACACACACACACACAGACACACACACUCACCCUACAGCCGCUACGGUGUCCCAGAGCGCAGCCACAAGAUACAGACGUCUGCUUUUAUUUACACGAGAUCCACUCCCUCCCGAACAACUUUGAAUGCGGAUGGAAGAGGAGAAAAUCAUUCCCAGCUAACCAGCGCGAGUUGCCAUUGCCACACAUGCGUCUUCUUUUGCAUUCCUAGACUGCACGGUCACGUUUCUCACCGCACGCAUCUAAUCUCUCUUUCUACAGUUAUUUAACAAUGGAUUUACCAAGGAAGGAUUGGAGACUGUUUAUUAUUAUAUUCAUUUUACAUAAUCAGCAGACGGGCUGCAUGAGAAGAACUACUCCAAGGAGACAAGACAGGUUAAGCCCUCCACUGGACAUACAACUGGAGUCCCUGAACUGCACGGCAUUUAGUGUUCGUUGGCGAAUGCCAAGACGGCACAUCAGCAGCAUUACUGGCUAUACGGUGCUGUACACAGAGAUGAAGAAUGGCAAUCCAGCCGGAGCUGCAGUAUCCCACGACAUGCAACUCAGUUUGGACAUGUUUAAUGCUGGGCUGUUUGAUGGACAGUCAGGAUUUGAGGUGAUAAUUGGAAAUCUGAAAGCUGGCACCCAGUACCGAGUCAGUGUUGCAGCUUAUGGAUGGAUGGGCGAUGGAAGACCGAGUGUGCCCAGAGAUGUCAGAACAGCCUCCCAAGAAAAAUGCAACCCACCUUCACCACCCACCCAGCCAGUAGUGAUGGUUGUUUCUGAUACAGAAGUAGCACUAUCGUGGAAACCAGGAAGCAGCCAGGGCAGUUCUCCUGUUCAGUGGUUCCUGGUGGAGUACAUUAGGCCAGAACUUGACUCAGAAUGGACUGCAAUUAAAGAGAAGAUAGAGGCAGAGUCUAUGGUCAUCAAAGGGCUCCUUCCCGAUACUCAGUACCAAUUUGUGGUUCGAGCAGUGAACAUACAUGGAGUCAGUGAAGCCAGUGAACCAAACGAGCCACUCCGAACUUUUCCUGUGAGAGGGAUAUCCACUGUGAGGAGUUUCCGCUAUGAUGUCAAAAAGUAUGGUUACAGAUUAGCAGGCACUGAUGAGGCAGGCAGCGGACACUAUGGACAACGGUAUAUCGCUGAAACUAAAAUCAGCAAUGAAGAUGGUUUUGAGAUUGAUGAUUCAGACUAUGAUGUCUUCAUGGAAGAGCUGAAAUCAUUUCCCUCUGUGAGAGCUGAAAACAAGCGCUUUCAGUCUAGGAAAAGUCCAUCCAUUAAUUCAGAACGAACACGACUGGUCCUCACCACCAGCUCUUCUAUGCCUGUGACUACACCAAGCACCACCAGCUCUGGCACUGGUUUUGUCCUCACCACAGUACGGCCCACAACUGCUAAGAUCCUUUUUUCUCCCAUCUUGUACGACCUGCCAUGUGAUGAAACAAUCUGCCCUGCUGAUAGCUUCUGUGUCAAUGACUACGAACGCGGUGGAUCUCGAUGCCACUGCAACCUGGGAAAAGGUGGAAGCUCUUGCUCCUCAGAUGUUUCUAUCCAGUAUCCCAGAUUUUUUGGGUAUUCCCAUAUGACCUUUGAACCUCUUAAGAACUCCUACCAGUCAUUCCAAAUAACCCUUGAAUUUAAGGCAGAAACAGAAGAUGGUUUACUUCUGUACUGUGGCGAGAAUGAACAUGGCCGUGGAGACUUUAUUUCACUUGCUAUCAUUCGUGGAAAACUGCAGUUCAGGUUUAAUUGUGGCACUGGAGCAGCCAUCAUCAUCAGUGAAAGCAAAAUCAAGCUGAGAAGUUGGCACAGCGUUACCAUUUCCAGAGAUGGAUUAAAUGGAUGGCUACGUCUAGACAAUGACACCCCCGUGACCGGCAAAUCUCAGGGCGUGUAUACCAAAAUCACCUUUCGGACUCCUUUUUAUGUGGGUGGUUCUCCCAGUGCUUACUGGCUAGUAAAGGCUGCUGGGACCAACCGUGGAUUUCAGGGCUGUGUACAAAGCCUUUCCAUAAAUGGGAUAAACAUUGAUAUGCGGCCUUGGCCAGUUGGAAGAGGACUUAGUGGGGCAGAUGUAGGUGAGUGUAGCAUUGGAAUCUGUGAUUCAGUUGCCUGCUUUAAUGGGGGGACCUGCUAUGCAAACAGAGCUGAUGCCUAUAUUUGUUUGUGCCCUCUUGGGUUUGGAGGAAGCCAUUGUGAGGAUGAGUUCAAGUUGGUGCUACCACAGUUCAAUGAAAGCUUGUUGUCUUACAUCAGCACUCCUUGGCCUUCAGAAGCCCAGAGCUUCCUUUCCUUUAUGGAGUUUGAAGUCACCUUUCAGCCAGCCACACAGAAUGGAGUCAUUCUAUACAGUUUUGAUACCGCAAGCAAAGAUUUUAUUUCCAUUAAUAUGAUAGAUGGCUAUGUGGAGUUCCGCUUUGACUGUGGCUCAGGCACGGCUGUUCUCAGGUCUGAAGAGCCCAUUAGCCUAAAUAAGUGGCAUGAGAUGCGUGUGUCUCGUACAGCCAAGAACGGUAUCUUGCAAGUGGAUAAUCAGAAGCCAGUGGAAGGAAUGGCAGAGGGAGCGUUCACUCAGAUCAAGUGUAACAAUCACCUUUUCAUUGGUGGUUUCCCAGAUUAUGAUGUGGUAAAAAAGAAUUCAGGAGUCUUACGGCCUUUCAGUGGAACCAUUCAAAAGAUGGUCCUAAAUGAUCGGACAAUCCCAUUAGACCACAGCUUUACCUCUGGGGUCAACGUGGAGAAUGCAGCUCAUCCAUGUGUGAGUAACCCCUGUGCCAACAAAGGAAACUGUAGAGCCAAGAGAGACAGCUUUGAGUGUGACUGCCCACUGGGCUUCCAUGGCGAGCACUGCAAGAGAGAAUGUGGGAAUUACUGCCUCAAUACAAUAACAGAGGCAAUUGAAAUACCUCAAUUUAUUGGCCGAAGUUACCUUACAUAUGACAACAGGGACAUCCUGAAAAGAGUUUCAGGGUCUCGGUCCAAUCUAUUUAUGAGAUUUAAGACCACAGCAAAGGAUGGACUGCUUUUAUGGAGAGGAGAUAAUCCAAUGAGGCCUAAUAGUGACUUCAUCUCACUGGGUAUUCAAGAAGGAAUCUUGGUUUUCAGCUAUAACUUGGGCAGUGGCAUUGUCACUAUUACGGUGAAUGGAUCUUUCCAUGAUGGCAGAUGGCACAGAGUCAAGGCAGUCAGGGAUGGCCAAAAUGGAAAGCUGACAGUAGAUGACUAUGGAGCAAAGACUGGAAAAUCCCCAGGAAUGAUGCGCCAGCUAAAUAUAAACGGUGACCUUUAUGUGGGUGGGAUGAAAGAAAUUGCUCUUCACACAAACCGACAGUACAUACGAGGUCUGGUCGGAUGCAUCUCUCAUUUUACCCUGUCCACAGAUUACCACGUCUCCUUAGUGGACGAUGCCUCGGAUGGCAAGAACAUCAAUACCUGUGGAAAUAAGUGACAUCUUGAAAUCCAAAGGGCCUCCCAUACCUACAGGAUCAAGACUUUCCUGUGAAGCCAUGUGGAACUUGACAACAUGGUUGUGGGUUUGGGAAGGAUAUUUGUUCAUUUUUGAAGAUCCUUUCCUAGCAAUAGCUUUGCUUCCUCACUUUCACUUUGAAGGUAUUCAUUUAACCAAAGAGCCAUGGACAAUUUUCAAAACUCUUAUUUAUGGGGCACAUCAUUUUAAACUUAUGUGGACGAGGAUUCAAGACUGUAGGCGUGUAUUCAUUAGUGAGUGGCUUCUGAAAACUGAAUGGGUGUAAUUUAAAUUUGAUUUUUUUUUGUUAUUUUAAGAAGUUACACUUUUUCAAGUUUGUAAAUACUGUAUUUUUAAUGUAUAUUUAUUCCUUGAUUAGUAAAAAUUGUCAACAGCAGUAGAACCUUCUAGUCCUACUUUGACAGUCAUGAAGCUGUUCUCUCAAAUUGAUAAGAUUCUGAGUUAUUUUAAAAACAAAUAGGUUUAGAUUUUUGUUUUUUUGUAAUAAUGGACUUGGAGAGAUUGGUUCAAAGAAGUAAGCACAACCCAAAAAAAAAAAUAGUUAAGAAAAACCAAGAG